GUAAACCGGAAGCGACGCCCUCGAGAGCUGAGCAUAUGAUUUUGUAUGCACCAUUUUUAAAGAACUUAUUUUAUUCUUAAAUGAGGGACAUAUCCGCUUGAUAGUUGUUGUUUUUUUUUAAGUGAUAUAAUGCACUGAUGCAUACAAAUGCCCAUUUUUACGGAUUGACUUUAUAAACUUUAGUCUUCAGAGAUAGUUCUACAUACUGUAAUGUAAUGAAGUUGGGAUCAUCACUUUGCUACAUUAAAGCCUGUACAAAUCUGAGGACAUAGGAAUUUCCUGUAGAUUAUUAUGGCCCAAGAAAAAGAUGGAGGAGUUGGGUCAUCGGCCAGUCAGUUUCCCCAUCAGUCCACAGAUUCAUGUGAAAGGAUUUUGUCAGAAGAAGAGUUGGAAAAACUGAAGAAUGACCAGGUUUUGGUGUCAGAAUUUAAGCAGCAGAGGUUGGAGAUUGAUGCUAAAAAAAACUGGGACUUAUUUUACAAAAGGAAUACCACAAACUUUUUUAAAGACAGGCACUGGACAAAAAGAGAAUUUGAAGAACUUAAAGCUUGCAGACAGUUUGAGGCCCAGAAGCUGGUGAUGCUGGAGGCUGGAUGUGGAGUUGGUAAUUGCAUCUUCCCUUUGUUAGAAGAAGACCUCAACAUCUUUAUCUAUGCAUGUGACUUUUCACCUCGAGCUGUACAGUUUGUGAAGGAAAACUCUCUGUACCAUCCAGAGCGAUGUCUGGCAUUUCAGUGUGACCUGACUAAAGAUGACCUCCGGGCCACCAUUUCAGAAAACAGUCUAGAUGUUGCCACUCUGAUAUUUGUCCUGUCAGCUAUUCAUCCUGACAGAAUGCAACAAGCCGUGGAAAACAUUUAUCAGGUAUUAAAACCAGGAGGAAUUGUCUUGUUCAGAGACUAUGGCCUCUAUGAUCACGCCAUGCUGAGGUUUAAGUCCGGGAGCAAGCUUGGGGAGAAUUUCUAUGUGAGACAGGAUGGCACUCGUUCCUUUUUCUUCUCCAGAGAGUAUCUGGCCAAUCUGUUUCAGCAGGUGGGGUUUCAGACUCUUGUAAACGAAUAUGUUCUGAGAGAAACUGUGAACAAAAAGGAAGGACUGUGUGUUCCACGAGUAUUUCUCCAGAGUAAAUACCGCAAGCCUGAAUGACUGUGGUUUCAUCAAUGCUUUAUUGAUAAAUACAUGUAAUUCAGUGACUAUAGACCAUAUGUCUAAGCAUUGUAUGAGUCAGUGUCAGUUUUAAGUGAAAGAAGUUUCAUAACUUUGAUCAGGUAUCAAAUAAAUUCAAUGUUUUGUAUGAUCUUACUGUAUUAAUUAAUUUAAUGCACUUUUGUUAUGCAACAGAGAGUGAGACAAAUGUCUGGACAUGCUCACUUCAGUUAACCAUAACCCUGUCGUUACCACCUUUUAACACAAGUGGGCAGCAUAUCAGCAUAAAUGAUUGAAUGAAUGAAUGAAUUAAUCAAUUAAUUAAUAAACAAGCAUUAAGUGGUAAGCUUAA
Messenger RNA from Ictalurus punctatus (channel catfish), 1498 nucleotides. RefSeq names its product methyltransferase 6, methylcytidine (gene mettl6). Lineage: Eukaryota; Metazoa; Chordata; Actinopteri; Siluriformes; Ictaluridae. The transcript has 5 exons. The coding region runs from base 292 to 1146 and encodes 284 amino acids. The record is from RefSeq and is a predicted model, not a curated record.